GCCGCCUCUCUCCUCUGGGUCUUCCAGUUUCCCGGCGUGCUUCAGGCCCGCCAAAUGGGAGGGGGAGAAGCAAGAUGGCAGCAGCCGCGAACUCCGGCUCUAGCCUCCCGCUGUUUGACUGCCCGACCUGGGCAGGUAAACCCCCUCCUGGUUUACAUCUGGAUGUAGUCAAAGGAGACAAGCUAAUUGAGAAACUGAUCAUUGAUGAGAAGAAGUAUUACUUAUUUGGGAGAAACCCUGAUUUGUGUGACUUUACCAUUGACCACCAGUCUUGCUCUCGGGUCCACGCUGCCUUGGUCUACCAUAAGCAUCUGAAGAGAGUUUUCCUAAUAGAUCUCAACAGUACACACGGCACUUUCUUGGGUCACAUUCGGUUGGAGCCUCACAAGCCUCAGCAAAUUCCCAUCGAUUCCACGGUCUCAUUUGGUGCAUCCACAAGGGCAUACACUCUGCGUGAGAAGCCUCAGACAUUGCCAUCGGCUGUGAAAGGAGAUGAGAAGAUGGGUGGAGAGGAUGAUGAACUCAAGGGCUUACUGGGGCUUCCAGAGGAAGAAACAGAGCUUGAUAACCUGACGGAGUUCAACACUGCCCACAACAAGCGGAUUUCCACUCUCACCAUUGAGGAGGGGAAUCUGGACAUUCAGAGACCAAAGAGGAAGAGGAAGAACUCACGGGUGACCUUUAGUGAGGAUGAUGAGAUCAUCAACCCAGAGGAUGUGGAUCCCUCAGUUGGUCGCUUCCGGAACAUGGUGCAGACUGCAGUGGUCCCAGUCAAGAAGAAGCGGGUGGAGGGCCCUGGCUCCCUGGGCCUGGAGGAAUCAGGGAACAGGCGCAUGCAGAACUUUGCAUUCAGUGGAGGACUCUAUGGGGGCCUGCCCCCCACGCACAGUGAAGCCGGCUCCCAGCCGCAUGGCAUCCACGGGACAGCACUCAUCGGUGGCUUGCCCAUGCCAUACCCGAACCUCGCUCCUGACGUGGACUUGACUCCCGUCGUGCCGUCAGCAGUGACCAUGAACCCUGCACCAAACCCUGCCGUCUAUAACCCUGAAGCUGUCAACGAACCCAAGAAGAAAAAAUAUGCAAAAGAGGCUUGGCCGGGCAAGAAGCCCACACCUUCCUUACUGAUUUGAUAUUUUUGGUAAUGGAGGAGGGUGGGAUUGGGUGGGAACAGGGUGGAAGGGUGAUGGGGGAGCUAAUGAAUUAGGGAGAAAAACUUUCCAUGUGUGCAGUAUCGUCUUUCAGAAUGUCUCCUGGGGUCCUAACCAUGUAAUAUUAAAACUGGGGGUGGGGUUGAAGUAUCCCAGAAAGACCUGUCUUCAGAACACUUUCAUUGAAGAGAAAUGUUUCAUACAUCCUUUUAAAUAGACUGCCCUGGCUCUUUUGCACUCUUUCCAUUAUCUCCUUUUUUCUUUUCUCCCUCUUUCUAGGAUCACUUUUUAAAAAAUUAUUUACCCCAGGGAGAGACUCCAGGCCCUCAGGUUGAAUGUGGAGCUGUGGAGGUGACAGUAGCAUUGCCAGCUUGGUGGGUUUAGCAGCCUGAUUUAUAUUUACUAUCCUGCAAGUCCCAGGUAGCAGAAGGGUUGCCACGGAUUCCAGGUUAACAAGAGGGUUUAGAAUGCUUCAGUUAAGCUAAGGUUUAAAACAACUCAGAAGUUUUCCUGGGUCGGUGGUUUUGAGGUCCAGUAGUUAGGCUUUUCUCUUUUGUCCUUUCUGUUAGAAUGAGAACAUUUUGAUUUUUCUUCAUCUGUGACCAGUGCCAUAGACACAGGUUGAUAGUUUUAAACUUACAGUAUUGUUUGAACUUUACCUGUUUUUCUUGUCAAACCUGAGUACUCUACUUGCUGAAGUUUCUCAUUUGAUUCCAGAGUACUGUCCUCUACUCUCUAAGGCAUUACUUUCCUUUUCAAGUGUGUUAUGAAGGCAAUAUAAAGGAUAUGACCAGUUAGAGCAAUUUCAAUUAAAAAGGAAAAGAUUUUACUUUGAAGUAACGGAUAUCUCGAAGAGGACAUCUUCAGAUGUUGAUUUGGAGGCUCUUUCCCCCCCUUGACUGAGAGCUCUCGUUGUCCAGAGCUCCAAGACUAGACCUGGUUAACAAACAUAGGAGACGAAGGUAGGACACAUUGAUGUGAGCUUUGUACAGAGAUUUGUACAUUUGUGUAAUAGGCCUUUUCACGCUUUAUGUGUAGCUUUUUACCUGUAACCUUUAUUACAUUGUAAAUUAAACGUAACUUUUGUCAUU
This is a messenger RNA of Globicephala melas (long-finned pilot whale), 2239 nucleotides long. RefSeq names its product protein phosphatase 1 regulatory subunit 8 (gene PPP1R8). The record is from RefSeq and is a predicted model, not a curated record. NCBI's taxonomy places the organism in Eukaryota, Metazoa, Chordata, Mammalia, Artiodactyla, Delphinidae. Gene Ontology annotation, molecular function: mRNA binding; protein serine/threonine phosphatase inhibitor activity; protein binding. Gene Ontology annotation, cellular component: nuclear speck.